Messenger RNA from Blepharisma stoltei, 3069 nucleotides. Lineage: Eukaryota; Ciliophora; Heterotrichea; Heterotrichida; Blepharismidae. The record is from the annotation of a GenBank genome assembly.
AUGGGCAACAACUUCAAUGCAAAUCUCAAUGGAGAAAAUACCUCAAGAAAAGUGAAAGUGACUGAUUUUACUUUCCUUUAUAUCGUUGGAAAGGGUGGAUUUGGAAGGGUCUGGAAAGGAGAGUUAAAAAACACAAGGCAAAUCUAUGCAAUCAAAGAAAUGAUGAAAUCUAGGAUUAUAAACAAGAAAAGCGUCCACUCAGUGCUAAAUGAAAGAAAACUCCCUUUCUAUCAUUAGAAUUAGAAUUAGCUGUUUGCCUAGCAGGGCCAGGGAUUUCCACCCCUGCACGCUCAUCGCUUCCGAAAAGCCCCGGCAGAUACCUCCUUGCAGCCGUAAACAAGGGAUUCGCACUGACCAGUCUUGACUUCCAUGGCUUCUUGAGCUUAAGAGCUGACCACCUGGAUUAAAACUCCCAGUUUCUCGUUUGACAAAUGCCAUCUCUUGAGUUAUUUUAGAGGGAUUUAGCAUCUACUAGCGACUGUCGCCGAUCUUGUCCUUUUCCAAUGGUUGUUCUGGAGGUAAAAUCCUGAGUCCCAUGGAUUUGCUACAUAAGGCCUAAGUAAAAACUUAACCUACAUACAUACAGGCUUUCCGAAACCUUUCCACCUAAAUCCCCACCACUGGGCCGUUGCCUUAGGCUUUGAGGAAAUAGGGUCGAGGUGGCACUUCGUCGCCAUUUUGAUGUAUAUUCCUUUCUAUCAUAAAGCACCCUUUUAUCGUUAAUAUGGAAUAUGCUUGGCAAGACACCAACAACUUGUACCUAGCAAUGGACUAUGUAUCAGGUGGAGACUUAAGGUAUCAUUUAAUGAGAACUGAAAAGUUCACUGAGGCACAAACCAAAUUUUUUGUGGCAUGCAUAGUAACUGGGCUAGAGUACAUUCAUUUGCAUGGGAUUAUACACAGGGACAUUAAGCCAGAAAAUUUAGUGCUUGAUUCAAAAGGGUACAUUAGGAUAACAGAUUUCGGUAUUGCAAAAAUAAUUAGCCCUGGGCUGGAAAAGGAAUCGUCAGGAACACCGGGAUAUAUGGCGCCAGAAGUUAUGUGUAAAAAAAUGCAUGGGCCUGGGGUAGAUUUUUUUGCUUUAGGAGUGAUUGCUUAUGAGUUUAUGAUGGGAUACAGACCUUAUUGGGGACGAAAUAGGAGAGAAUUAAAAGAUAUUCUUAUAGAUUUUGAUUGGAAACAUUGAUUUUUGAAAUAAUGGCAAUGCUUAGAGUAAUUUUUAGUGAUGCCUACUUUAUAUGUGAGAUAGACUAUUGAUUAUUAAUAAUAAUGAAAGCGCAUUUAAUUUUAUUUAUCCUCAAUAGCCAAUAAUAUUUAAAGAUCUUACUCCUCUUUCUAUAGUGGGUGUAUUUUUAAUUUCUUAAUUUUUUUCGAAAUUAAAAAAGGUUCUUAAUUAGCAAAUGUGGAAAAGGAAAAAUUAAUUUAAUUUAUAAUAAGAGUGCAAACCAUUUAAAAUUUAAUAGGAUUAGCUUUAGUUUCUUUAUAAUAAUUAUUAUUUAUACAGAAAUAAUUCUGACUCCCCCCCCUUUAAAUUGGAACUAAAAAUUUAGUUCCAAUAUAAAGGGGGGGGGGUUAAGAAAAUUUUUUUAAAAAAAAAAUCAUUAUAAAAUUUUUUAUAAAAAAAAAUUUCAAAAACUUAUCGAAUUAGAUCAAUAAAUUUGUUUAAUAAAAUGCUAUUUACUCUUUAUCCUUUAAAAAAAAGCAAGAUAUAACUAAAUUUUCAUUAUUAGUUAAUACGCCACUAUUAAUUGGUAUCAAAAUUAUUUACACAAAAAUUUUUAUUUUUAUUGAUAAAAAAAAUAAAAAAAAAAAAUUUUGGAAAAUUUAUCGAUCAAAGUGCUAAUUUUUGUUUAAAUAAGAUGUUAUUUAUACUCUAUUCUUUAAAAUAAAGCAAGAAAUAAGUAAAUUUUGAAAUUUUAUAAAGAAUUCCGAUUGAAUUUAUAUCAAAACUAUCCAAAUAAAAAAUAUCAUUUUAUCAAAAAAAACAAAAAUUUUUUUGAAAAUUUUUAAAAAAAAAAAUUAAUUUUUUUUUUAAAAUUUAACAAUUAAGGAUAAUAAAUUUAUUUAAUAAGAUGCUCUUUAUACUUUUUUCUUUAAAAAAGAGCAAGAUAUAAAUAAAUUUUUAAUUUUAGUUAAGAAGAAACAUUGAACUUAUAUCAAAACUUUUUAGAUAAAAAUUAUAUAUAAUUUUUUAUUAUAAAAUUAAAUUUUGUUCCAUUUUAAAGGGGGUUAAUUUACCAAAAAAGUGGAAAUUUUACCUAUAUUUUGUUCCAAUUUAAAGGGGGGGGAGUGAAAAUAUUUUUGCUUGAUUAAAAGGUUGAUAUUUUUCCAAUGGCUUUGAUCGCUAACGGAAGGUUGGUUUAGUGUAUGCUAAAUUGAAUAUGGUUCUAAGCCAUCAAGCUCAAAUAAAGAGAAAAGAUAUACCAGAAGGUUGGUCUUUAGAAGCAGCAGAUUUCAUAAAUAAGCUUCUCCAAAGAAAGCCAGAAGAACGUCUAGGCUUUAAUGGUCCACAAGAAGUAAAAAAUCAUCAAUGGCUCCGAGACUGCAACUGAAAAGAUUUAUUUUCCAAAAAAUUACCAGCUCCUUUCAAACCAAGAAAAAAAGAAGACAACUUUGACAGAUGGGCUCAAAUUGAUUGAAAUGACGACGUAGAUAGCAAAACUUUUAAUUCAUCUUUACAAGAUCUGUUUGAAGGCUUUGCUUUUGAUCCUAGAAAAGUCGCAGUUUGUGAAGAGAUCACUCACUUCCCCUUGACUCAUAUGCAAAAACUUGCUGACCCAUGAGGAUAUUUCAUUUUUAUUUGUAAAUUUUUAAUAAAACAAUUUUGAUUUUAAAUAGCCUAGAUUUGUAAAUAUUUAAAUAAAAUGUCUGAUUUAAUUCAUAAAAAAUUAUGUUUGAAUGCAAACAGCCUAUAAUAUUGGCUAGAGAUUUUUCCAUAAUCACCAUUUAUUACAUAUCAAUUAUUUGUAAAAAAAUUAUAUUAAAAAAUUUCUUGACUCUCCCAAAAGUCCUGCAUUAAUUUGUUCACUAGCCAAGUGGAGCAGUCAGCAAAUUUCACCCCUACGAUAA